UGACGGUUAUUUUCCCGUCAAAUUAAGCUUUUAAAUAUUUUUUUGCACAAAGCUGGCACUAAGCAAUAUCAAAUAGUCCUUUUUUUCUAUUCGCGGAAGAGGCGAAAAGGAGGGGGGGUGUGAGGGAGCCCUCAAUAUUCAUCUCCCAGCAAGCAGCCUACGUUUUGCAGCUUUUACAUCGUCAAGUGGCUUUUUUUUUUUUUUUUUUUAAUGCCCCCCCUCCUCUUCUGUCCUCAUCUUGACACUUUAAAACAAGCGGGCUACGAUCGAGGAGCAGGAUUUUGCUUGUGUAACGAGCUGCUUUUCACCUCAGCUGAACUUGACGCAUCUGCUUGAGCGGCGGGCAUAGGACGCGCCGUGUCCCCGCUGAACCGAGCAGCCGUAGCCGCGGGAGGAGGGAGCGGAGAGCGGCGUCACCAUUACCCGGCUGCUGUCUCCGAACACGGACGAGUUUUUUCCUCCUUCCGAAGAAAUCGUCUUUUAUGAGACGGGAAUUAAGAGAACUUGAACGUGACACCUUCGGGACCUCCGGAGAACACCCGCGCCCUCGAGAGCCCGUCGGUCAACCGGUCGCCUGGAGAGCACGUGCGGGAAAACGUUUGUCCCUGCGGCGUCUUUGGAAGCCCGUGAGCGACGCUCCGGCGAGAUGCACGACAGGAGGAACACGCGACUGCACGGGAAACCACAUGGCCUCCCCCCCAUUGUGGCGGGCCGACGAGAAGCUGGCAGACUGGGAGAGACGGCGAGGGAAGCCCCGCUUGCAAAUAUUCGAAAAAGUGCUCGCAGGCGGUCCGGACAAAGAGCGGAUGUGCGGACGUGUGGCGAGCCAGCCGUACGCCACAAAUGAACGGCGCGGAUCUCUCGGCGUCAAACCUCGCUGGGCGCAGUGUACAUCUUGGGCAAACCUCAACUUCAAGACUCCCGCCCGGAGAACUCCACCCGACCCGUCGGAAGCUCCCCGGGCACGUCGAGUCGCCUCAAAGCGGUACGUCCUUGCGAUAAUCUCCUCAAAGGAGGGAAGCAAAGGUCAAAUGAAGAUUAGAGGGCAAACGCUACACGAAGGCACGGCGGCCGGAACUGCACAAAGGCCUUGUUGUCACGGGAGGGAUCCCUCGGCCCGGGCCUCGCGCGCUCGGGAGGACACCUGUUGGCGGCCUUGCUCAACUGCAGCCGGGCCGGCCGCAAUGCUUCAUCUCAACUCGUUUGAACAAUCCUCGGUGACAUCUUAACGCCGCUUAGCACUUUAUGGCGAGCUCCCCAAACAGGGCAGCCAUUUUACUCUCCUCUCAUUAGUCGACGUUUAUUUUAUUACACGCGGUUUUAGCUCAAUUUUGGAUCCUCCGUCCGAACCGAGGCUGACUUUGAUAAUCGCGCCAUCGAUCAAAAAAAAAGUCUGAAGCGAAAGUUUUUAUUUUAUGUGAACCGUGGCCCUGUGUGAAUAAAUGCUGAGUCAGGGCUUCUGUGUACUUUACAGGCCUGGGCAUAAAGUAGUGCCGCUGUGGCAUUUAUGGGUGAAGUGAACAAGGGAGGGG
This is a messenger RNA of Syngnathus acus (greater pipefish), 1532 nucleotides long. RefSeq lists its product as uncharacterized. NCBI's taxonomy places the organism in Eukaryota, Metazoa, Chordata, Actinopteri, Syngnathiformes, Syngnathidae. The record is from RefSeq and is a predicted model, not a curated record. The transcript is spliced from 7 exons. Bases 483 to 1229 code for a protein of 248 amino acids.